Molecule: messenger RNA, 522 nt
Organism: Haemonchus placei
Lineage: Eukaryota; Metazoa; Nematoda; Chromadorea; Rhabditida; Trichostrongylidae
Source: the annotation of a GenBank genome assembly
AUGAAACCUCGGUGGAUCGUCGACUUUCUGACGAUUUCUGCUUUGGCAACCAUUUCAAUGGCAGCAUCUCCAGCUCGGCAAGAGCCCACCGGCCCAAAUGUGUGCACCGUUCCGACGAUGGUCGAUGAGUACAAGCUGGAGAAGGUCUACCGUCCUGUUGAGUACACGGAAUAUGAAACCUGUUUGGAUGUCUCUAAAGGUUUCAGAUGCCCUGUUGUUAAGAAAGGAGGACGAUUUGGGUAUGAAAACAAACUGGUCAAAGUCGAAAAGUAUGUGAAAGCAUGUUGCGAGGGAUACUAUCAGACUAAGGACAAUGUUUGUAAACCUUGCUCGGUCGGACUGUGGGGACCUUCAUGUCAAAGAAAAUGCGAGUGUGACAACGGGGCGAACUGUGAUCCAGAAACGGGUGCUUGUAUCUGUGAAGCAGGAUUCAUGGGUGUCAAAUGCGAACAGGAGUGUCCACCUGAUCGGUAUGGUCCAAACUGUACGGAGAAGUGUCUAUGUCAGAAUGGUGGACGGUAA